AUUCUCAAUUACGAAGAGAAACGAAAGUGAUUUUCGUCAUUAGCAUGCAAGAGUACACCAGCGUAGAAAAUUUGAAUUAAAUCUGACGAUGCAAACGAAACCAUCAACGUCUGCUUGUUAUGACUUGCUUACUCAAUAUCGUGAACAUUCCCGCUGCAGAUAUUCGGGUUUGUACAGAGAAUAUAGAGAGAGGGGCGUGGGAUUUUUACCUUAGGAUUUGACAUUAGUCCAUAUCAAACCUUUUGAAAUAAUCCCGAUUCAUUACGACCGCAUACAUGCACUUGAACAUAAUUAAAUCAAACGUAAUUAAUGGGACAACCGUAUAUUUUCUUUUCCGGUUUCAGUCCUACAUAACCAUAUCUUGUAUCAUUUUAACCAUGUUAGAUUUACCGAUUCCACCAGAACGUCUGCUAUCAGACAUUUGUACGGGCUUUCUAUUUGUUUCCACAUAUAUUUGUAUAAUCUUCCAUUAGAUAUAGCGAUGUUUCGUAAUAUAGAUGUAAAAGUCUUUACCUGCAACUGUGAGUAAUACCUGUAUAGAACAUAGUCAACCUCAAGCAGUCUAGAGGUAAGAAAAUACCAUGUCUACAUUGCAUAGUUUCUACAUACAUAAAUAAAAGACUCAUGAUAUCGAAGAUUCGGAAUCUCCGCAGUCGAAAAGGUGAGUUUCUAUAGAGAAAAAUAACCAAAAGGGAGUGCGGGCCAUGUCCUUUACCUCUGCCAAAAUAUCUAUGUAAAGAUUUAUGUUGUAAAUGUGUUAUUUUACGCAUAUCUGUGUUUCGGUGUGUUCUGUAAGCUAAACGGCAGGUGCACUUAAACAAGGUUAUAUGUCUUCCACUGUUUCGUUUUCCUUUUGGCUGCCCCAUUCCAGUUUUUUUAUUUCCCAUAUUUUGCUAUUAACCGUAAAAGAAAUUCCGUAUUUCUGAAUAUCCUCACCAUUUGCAUCUAUACCUAUACAGACACUUUUAUACAUACACAUAAUGGAUCUCCGUCGUUCGUCGAUAAGAAUUCAGGUGUAAGACCAACUGAAUUACCUACCCCUGAAUUCCCGUGAGUCGCUGGUACGUGGAAGUCUUCAUACAAGAACCUCUGACACGAAGCUGACCUCUUUGGAAUUGCUGGUAGAGCAGUUUCCUACUGUCCAAUUUCAUUCUGGUCAACUGGACACUGCAGAAAGUGUCAUUUGUCCAAAGUGUCACGCAGUAGGACAGAACGAGGGACCUCGUGGUUAAGGAAACGUCUUGACCAUUCGGCCGUACUGUGCCAACAUAUAUCUUCGCGCGCGCGCGAAGAAACUGCUUGAUGACGUGGAACUUCGCAAGAAAGUUUUAACACUGGAAAACUUCAAGAAUAUCAGAUGAAAAGAACAUUUGACUGCAGUUCUUAUUUAUUUUAUGUUUUAAAGACUAAUGGAAGAUACACAAAACAAACACCUUCAUUUUUGUAUAAAUCUCUGAAGAAUUACAGUGAAAUAUUUCUUGUGAAUUGAGAUUGAGAACAAAAUCUAUCUACUUCACAAUUUGGAAUUUAUUCAAAAUGAUUUGAUAUUCAAGUGAAAAUUGGAGAAAAUUUACCUUUUAAAUGUGAUGGCAGCAAAGUCAUUACACCAGUGUGAUAUAUGUAAAAAGACUUUCUCUCAUGGAGGCAACCUUACUACCCACAAACUCAUUCAUACAGGAGACAAACCCUAUCACUGUGAUAUCUGUGGGAAAUCAUUCUCUCGAGCAAGUACUUUAACUACACACAAAUAUAUUCAUACUGGAGAGAAGCCAUAUCGCUGCGAUAUCUGUGGUAAAUUAUUCUCUCAUGCAGGUACCUUAACAAGACACAAACGUAUUCAUACAGGAGAUAAACCAUAUCGCUGUGAUAUCUGUGGUAAAUCAUUCUCCCAAAAUGAUCAUUUAGGUAGCCACAAACACAUUCAUACUGGAGAGAAGCCAUACCAUUGUGAUAUCUGUGGCAAGUCCUUCUCAGAGACAAGUAGCUUAACUGCUCACAAACGCUUUCAUACAGGUGAGAAGCCUUAUCACUGUGAUGUCUGUGGUAAGUCAUUCUCUCAGAGAGGUAACUUAUCUACACACAUGUUUAUUCAUACAGGAGAAAAAAAAUACCAUUGUGAUAUUUGUGGUAUGUUAUUCUCACGCAGGUUUCACUUAACUCGACACAAACUCACUCAUACAGGCGAGAGAUCAUACAGCUGUGAUAUCUGUGGUAAAUCAUUCUCUGAAAGUAGUAUCGUAAUUAAGCACAAACGCAUUCAUACCGGAGAGAAACCAUAUCACUGUAAUAUCUGUGGCAAAUCAUUCUCAGGAGGAAGUACCCUAACUAUUCACAAACGGAUUCACACAGGAGAGAAACCAUAUCACUGUGACAUCUGUGGUAAAUCUUUCUCUGCAAGUUUUGGUUUAACUAGACACAAACGAAUUCAUACAGGAGAAAAGCCAUAUGAGUGUGAUAUCUGUGGUAAAACGUUCUGCGAUGGAAGUGCAUUAGUUACUCACAAACGGAUUCAUACAGGAGAGAAACCAUAUCACUGUGACAUCUGUGGUAAGUCUUUUGCGCAAAGUGGUGAAUUAAACCAACACAAAUGCAUUCAUACUGGAGAGAAACCAUAUCAAUGUGACACCUGUGGUAAAUCAUUCUUGCAAAGAAGACUUCUAACUGCUCACAAACAUACCGUUACAAGGGAUAAAUUAUGUGAUUGACCAUCAUCCUCAUUUAACAUCUGUUUUUCCAUGCUGGCAUGUGUUGAAUGGUUUUUGACAUGCAAGCCAGAGGAUUGCACCAAGCCUUACUGUCUGGUUUGGCAUGGUUUCUAUUGCUGGAGGCCCUUCCUAAUAACAAUCACUUUACAAAGUGUACCAGGUGCUUUUGACAUUGGCACAGCACUAGCGAGGUCAAACAUAUUCAUACAAAUUUACUCACAAGGCAUUGGUCGGCCUGGGAACAGAAGACAAUUGCCCAAGGUGCCAUUAAUGGAACUGUACCUCAAACCAUGUGAUUGCGAUGCAAAUGCCUCACAGCCAUCUCUCCAUGGGAAAUCAUUCUCUGAAACUGCUUACUUUCUCACAAAUGCUUUCAUACAAGACACCAACCAUAUUACCAAGAUAUCUGUGGGAAAUUAAUCUCAGUUAACUAUUCUGUGUAGUCAUAUUCAUGAGUAAUUCUUAAUAUCAAAAUUAGUUCUAUGAAAGAAAAAAUUUAUCUUAUAUAACCACAUAUGUAUACACACAGGAAAGACUAUAUAACUGUGCAAACACCCUGUGACAUAUGACUAUUUCCACCUUGUUGAAAUAACUUAAGGUAUUUUUUUAAUAAAAGCAUUCUUUUAUGAUAUUUGAAUAUAUUCUGUUUACUGUUUCUUUUAUGUUUGCCUGUCCAAAGUGAUGACGACCAUCUGGUCAUCAUUAAGAAUGACUAAUGUCUUGCACAAUGAAUCUUCAUUUUCGCGCUAGAAUUGUUGUUGCUUUGGUGGCCUAACAGGUCAGGAUGUUUAGAAGUGGAGGUUUCAAAUCUCUGCCAGAAAUUACAAAAGACAUUAUUAAAUACUUUUAUUUAAGCAACCAAAUUUCACU
Octopus bimaculoides (California two-spot octopus) is the source of this 3575-nucleotide messenger RNA. RefSeq lists its product as uncharacterized. Gene Ontology annotation, molecular function: RNA polymerase II cis-regulatory region sequence-specific DNA binding; DNA-binding transcription activator activity, RNA polymerase II-specific. The record is from RefSeq and is a predicted model, not a curated record. Lineage: Eukaryota; Metazoa; Mollusca; Cephalopoda; Octopoda; Octopodidae. Gene Ontology annotation, cellular component: nucleus. Gene Ontology annotation, biological process: regulation of transcription by RNA polymerase II.